This is a messenger RNA of Prorocentrum cordatum, 1257 nucleotides long. The record is from the annotation of a GenBank genome assembly. Lineage: Eukaryota; Dinophyceae; Prorocentrales; Prorocentraceae.
AUGGACCUGCCAGGGAAUGCUCAAAGAAACUUCUGUGGCUCGCACGAAGUGUUCUUCGAACAUUUCUGGCUGAGGCCGUCUUCUGUUCAAAUAUGGGCUGUACGUUCUAAGAACACUGCUUUGUUCUACGGACAUGUCGUGUUAGGCCGAUACGACUGCCUGGACGGUCGGUCCCUGCUCAAAUGCCGCCACGUUUCCCUCGGUUUCCCCUGGGAGGCCCUCGUCGCCGCCGCUGGAUGCGCCUCGGAAUCCUGGUCAGAAGGCGCCCCGGGAGAGGUCCGGGAAGUUGCGGUGCCAUUUCGUUUGUCUCCCCAAGGGCUCCAACGAGGGCGCGAAAUUAUUCGCGCUUCGCGGGCCUCGUUCCUCCUCCUCCUCCUCCUCCUCCUCCUCCUCUUCUCCCUUUGGGGGGGCGGCGCGAGAGCGCGAAGUUAUUCGCGCUUCGCGCAGCGCGAAGCGCGAAGUUGGGAGCCCUUGGUUUUGGUCUCCCCAGGAGGCGGGCGCGGCGGCGGGUGGGCCGAGGCGGCGGGCGGCCGGGUCGGGCGCGCGCGGGGGCGGGGCGGCGCCAGGCGCCUGGACCUCCCGUCGCCAUCCGCCCUCCUCGCGGGGCCGCUGGACCCUGCGGCGCGGCCGCGCGCGCGGCCGCGGGCCCGUGCGGGCGCCUCGUUCCUGCUGCUGCAGGGCGAGCGGCAGAAGCCGGGCGCGCCGCUGCCGGGGUACGCGUACACCCCGCAGAUGAUAGGCUCGGGGGUCGGCACGACUUCUUAUUCUUCUACCAUCGCCACGCGCCUGACCCCGGGCACCAAGGCGCUGGUGCUGGUGGCGAGCGACGACGACGCGUUCGACGAGAGGGGAGAGCCCGCCGGCCCGCUGUGGGCUGUGGCCAACAUCUCGCUUAAGGAUGCCGAGGGCCUUUCGCAUCCCAAGAGUGGUCGUGUCGUGGUGCCGUACCACGGGGCAGACCCCGUCGACGAUGGCGUCCACCGCGUCUUCUUCCGUGCUUACGAGCUGGACGAUCUCGUGCCGGAGGACAAGCUGGCGAGCUGGGAGACGCUCUCCCAGUGGAUGGCCAGCAGCGGUCUCACCAAGGAGGCCCUCCACGAGUCCCAGCGGCUCUCGGAGUUCCUGUUCACGGCGGUGCACAGGCUGCCAGAGUACCACCCCACGAAGUACGAUCCCGCAACUGGGGACUACGUGGAGGUGGGCUCUGUUCACGCCCACCACUUCUACGACAAAGACGGCAACCUCUUGUACGAAUGA